GGGACAAAAUCAAGAUGGCGGACGAAGUGUGUGGUUUCGAUAAAGAGUAUUUGGAGAGUCUUUCUAAAGACRAAUUAGUGUUGAAAGUUAUGCAAAUACAAAAAGAGAAAGAAGAGGCAGUAUUGAAGUUGUCUGAGAAGGAAAUUACCGAAGAAAAGAAGGAUUUUUCGGCGUCUCCAUCUUCGGCAGGACAACUUGGAGAAGCCAACAAAAAGUCAAAACAGAAAAAAUCUCAGAACAAACCGUUUGAUUUUACACGCUACAACAAAAGACACGUAGCUCUUAUGGUUGCGUAUCUUGGGUGGGAUAUGCAUGGAUUUGCUGCCCAAGAAAACAUCGAUAGUACGGUUGAAGCUUAUCUCUUUGAUGCCUUGAUGAAGGGAAGACUCGUUCAGACAAGGGAAGGCGCAAACUAUUCACGCUGUGGGCGAACAGAUAAAGGCGUGAGUGCAUUCAGGCAGGUUGUAUCAUUGGAUGUCAGAUCGAACCUAUCGGAGGGAAUUGGUGUCAUACAAACAAAAGACUGUGCUGAUAAACAAGUAGAAAACUCAAAGGACACCAAAGAGCUCCCUUAUAUUCAAAUCCUCAAUAACCUUCUGCCAAAUGAGAUCAGGGUUCUGUCUUGGGCACCAGUCCGCUGUGAUUUUGAUGCAAGGUUCAGUUGCACAUACAGGAAGUAUAAAUACUAUUUUCCAGCAGCAAAUUUGAAUCUAACGAGGAUGAAUGAAGCAGCUAAAAAACUGRAAGGAGAACAUGACUUCAGGAAUUUUUGUAAAAUGGAUAUAGCUAAUGGGGUCAUGAGUUUCAAGCGAGCGAUAAUAUCAUUUACUGUUAAUAAAAUCACUGCUGGCAAUGAAGAUACUGAUAGUGAGAUAUGGGAAGAGAAAGAAGGGGYAGAGCCCCCACAUGAUGGAUAUGAAAUGUGCGAGGCUGUUAUACUAGGGUCAGCAUUUCUCUGGCAUCAAGUUCGUUGUAUGGUAUCUGUGCUCCUAAUGAUUGGUCAGAAGCUUGAAGAACCUGAAGUCAUCGAUUGGCUUCUUGAUACAGAUCUCUGCCCUCAACGUCCACAGUACAAUAUGGCAUUAGAGUUUCCAUUGGUCCUGUAUGAUUGUGUCUAUGAGGAUCUGUCAUGGGUCCAUGAACCACAUAUCACUGAGUCUCUAACCAAGCAUCUACAGCAGAUAUGGACUAUUCAUAGUGUUAGAACUACUAUUACAAAGUCAUUGAUAAAUCUCAUUAAUAAUGAUGUAAUCUCACAGAGUGAGAGAACUGAGGUUGACUGUUCAGGCUCCGAACAGCAACAAACAUUUAAUCAAACCAAUUUUUUGAUUCCUGGUGAAUCAUUCAAGUCUCACAAGAAGCUCAAGAAGAGRGCAUUGUGUGAAAGUUUUGAGCAAAAGCUGCAGAAUAUUAACUCUAAAAGGAAGAGAAAGGGAAAAGAAGUUCUGGACCCAGAUAAAAUAACAGAAAAGAAGAGAUAAUCUACGAAUGGAAAACAGAAUUGGUAUUUCCCUUCACUGAGCUAUGGUAAACAUGGUAAAGAUACUGUAAUUGUUAGAAUACUGUAAGUUGUUACUACAAUAUUGUAACAGGGAGAAAAAGUAUUUUUUCAAAGAAAUUUUAGGGUAAAAAUUAAUAA
Messenger RNA from Actinia tenebrosa (Australian red waratah sea anemone), 1639 nucleotides. Its product is annotated as tRNA pseudouridine(38/39) synthase-like. Gene Ontology annotation, biological process: tRNA pseudouridine synthesis; mRNA pseudouridine synthesis. Gene Ontology annotation, molecular function: RNA binding; pseudouridine synthase activity. NCBI's taxonomy places the organism in Eukaryota, Metazoa, Cnidaria, Anthozoa, Actiniaria, Actiniidae. The record is from RefSeq and is a predicted model, not a curated record. Gene Ontology annotation, cellular component: cytoplasm; nucleus.